AUUGAAUCGAUGUAACAAAAAUCAACCCGAAGAAAAAGACGAAAACGGAAUGUGUUAUGGGAAUUAAACUUGAUUGUUAUUCAGACUCAAUUCACUUGGCACUUGUUGCUUUUCUCUCUCUGAUUAGUUUCAAUCAUUCAUAAUGUCUCGUGUUGGUCCAACUUUUAUCCAUUCAAAGGCGUCCAGUCUCCUUGAGAAUCAAAGGUUAACUUAUAUUGUUAAUGAUAAUAUUCAACUUCGUCCAGAUCGUUUGGAACGAUUGAAUUUGGUCUCUGGUGUUACAGUCAAUGGUUCUAAUGGUGAUGUUAAAGCAGAAGUGAAAACAGAGAAAAAAGAAAAGGAAAAGGAAAAAGAAAAUAAAACCGAAACUAAGAAAGAGACCAAAAGCUCAAAGCGAACAACAAAUCGACGUGGUAAUGGUAACAAAAAGCAAAGUAAAUUAUCUGGUUUUGGAUCUAAAAUUCCGAAGAGCGAAAAAACCAAUUCAUCGGGUGAUUCAGGAUUCUCCAUGGAAUCUACACCCGAUCCUUUCUCUGAGGAGGAGGAAGAAGAGAAAUCACCUGUAAGUGUAAAAGAGGAAGAAAUGGAAUUCGAUCCAAGUCCAGUCUCACCUCCAUCAUCUUCGGAAGAAAAGAUUCCAUCGGAAGAUGAAAAACCUCGAGGAAAAGAAGAUGAUUCAGAAGAUGAAGCCAUCUUUAUGGAAGAGGUAAAAAGAAAGUCUAAAAAAGAAAAAAGUAAAAAACGUAAACGUGUUCGAAUUUAUGAUUCGGAUGAGGGUGAAGAUGAAAAAGCCAUGGCUUUAAGAAUUUUGGCUGGAGAAGAUGGUGACAAUUCCAAACAUUCUAGUGUCGCUCGAUCAUCAAUAGAAAGUAAUAAAACAGAAGAACCCGAAAUAGAACAGGUAGAAAUGAUCGAUGGUGAUGAUUCAGAUGAUGAAGAAAUCGUUAAACCAAGAGAUUUCUUCUUCAAUGAAGCUGAAGUUUCAGGUUCUGAUAGCUCAGAUGAAGAGGAAGAAGAAGACGAAAUGCUUAAAGAGCUGAUUGAUGAGAAAGCUGAUGCUCUUGAUUACGAAAAUUUAAGGAAAGACGUUGCUGCAUCUUAUCAAAAAGAACUAUUGAGAGAUGAUAAAAGACUUUUAUUACAAUUACAAGAAAAAUAUUUGGAAGGUGGCGAUGUACACUAUGACCAAAAAAGAGUUAAGAGAUUCAAAUGGAAAACUGCUGCUUCAACUUGGCUUGAUGAUGCGAGAGAUUCAUCAUCAGAUGAUGAAAAUUCAGGUGAUGAGGAUGGCGAAUACGAAGCUAAAUGUGUGCCAGUUUUCAAACUAAAGAAUACGAUAACCAAUGCAACUAAUUCAAAUAUCGAUUCAAAGAUUAAUUUGACGCUUUCUUCACUUCCAACAAAAAUUAACCAACAAGUCGAGAACAGUACAAGAUUUUCUCCUUCGAGACAAGAAACUUGUGGAUAUUUUAUCAACAAAAUCGAAUGUGGAUGCAAGCGUAUCGAGAUUAAAAAAAAUUAAACCAGGAUCAACUAAAAGUCUAUGUUAUCUUCUCAAAUAAUCCAUUUUGUGGAUCGAAAAACUUUAAAAAAUCAUCAAUUAAACCUCAUUUCUUUUCCAUCACAAUUCUAUCAUUGUAAUCAUCUUAUUUCUGUAAAAAUGUAAAACAAUUUUCAAUCACUAUUUUAUCACAAUUAAAAUAUGCUCAGUAACCAUCAACGAAAGUUAUAAGCAUUGAA
This is a messenger RNA of Panonychus citri (citrus red mite), 1740 nucleotides long. Its product is annotated as claspin-like. Bases 143 to 1522 code for a protein of 459 amino acids. Lineage: Eukaryota; Metazoa; Arthropoda; Arachnida; Trombidiformes; Tetranychidae. The transcript is spliced from 3 exons. The record is from RefSeq and is a predicted model, not a curated record.